This is a messenger RNA of Anolis carolinensis (green anole), 3424 nucleotides long. RefSeq names its product zinc finger protein 512 (gene znf512). The transcript has 11 exons. Gene Ontology annotation, molecular function: zinc ion binding. Lineage: Eukaryota; Metazoa; Chordata; Lepidosauria; Squamata; Anolidae. Bases 1 to 1467 code for a protein of 488 amino acids. The record is from RefSeq and is a predicted model, not a curated record.
AUGCGGGGCGUCGGCGGCGGCGCGGCGGAGGUCUACCGGAGGCCCCCCCCGGGCCCCUCCCGGAAGCCCCGCCCUUCGCCGGAAGCAGGACGAGCGCUGUUGGAGGUCGCCAUGCGGAAGGAGGCGCCCGGCCGGAGGAAAGGGAAACAGGUCCCGACAGCGAGGCAGGUGCCCCUGGAGCCCAAGGGCCGGCACCGGAAGAGAGAGCCCCCUCCCUACCCACCAGGGAGCCUGGAAGAGCAGUGGCAGCUGGCCAUCCUGGGCAAGGGCCGGGUCACCUGCCCCAUCUGCAGAGCGGCCACCAGGAAGACCGUGGAGGGGCUGCGGAAGCACAUGGCCAACUGUCAGCAGGAGGUGUUCACCUGCCACCACUGCGGGAAGCAGCUGCGCUCUCUGGCCGGGAUGAAGUACCACCUCAUGGCAGACCACAACAGCCUGCUGACGGGGAAGGAGACGGAGGCGCAGGACAAGCAGAGCCAGCGGGAGCGGCUGCGGCAAGUGCUCAAGCGCCUGGGAAAGCUCAAGUGCACCAGGGAGGGCUGCUCCGGGAGCUUCACCAGCAUCGUGGGGUAUCUCUACCACACGCAGAAGUGCGGAAAGGCGGCGGAGGAGCUGGAGACGCUGGUGGCCCGCUGCCCACACUGCGGCAAGGCCUAUCGCUCCAAGGCCGGCCUGGUCUACCACCUGAAGUCUGAACAUGGGCCGGCCCCCUUCCUCCGUGAAGAGACCCAGGCGCCAAAGGAGUCGGGGACAGAGUCCAGCGGCGGGCGGCGGCUCCAGAGGAAGUCGGCCAAGGUGGCGGCCUACUACCUGCACGAGCUGGCCCACGUGGAGCUGGCCAAGGAGUGGCCCAAGAGGAAGGUCCUCCAGGAUCUCGUCCCCGACGACCGGAAGCUGAAGUAUACUCGGCCGGGGCUGCCCACCGUGAGCCAGGAGGUGCUCUGCAAGUGGAGGGCCGAGAUCAAGGCCUACCGCCAGGUCCAGUGCCCCAACCAGGGCUGUGCCUGUGUCUACAGCAGCAUUUCGGGCCUCAAGUCCCACCUGGGCAGCUGCACCUUGGGUGAGUUUGUGGCCGGGAAGUACCGGUGCCUGCUGUGCUCCAAGGAGUUUGUGUCCGAGAGCGGGGUCAAGUACCACAUCAACACCGUCCACUCAGAGGACUGGUUUGAUAUGGACGCCUCUGCCUCCCGGAGCUUGGCUAAACGCCGGCGGCCGGAGGAGCCCUCCAGGUCUAAGCAGCGGCAGCACCGGAGGAAGCCCCCCGCGCACAGCCGGAAGAGGCGCCCGCCCGCGCCCAGGGCGCACUCCCCGAAGAGGGCCCCGCGCCCAGGACCGGACCCCUGCCAGCCCCCGUGCACCAAGGCCGGACGCAUGCGAGGCACAGGAGGGGAGGGCUGGAGCGCCGGGCAGGACGCGGCGACGGUGACCCUGCCCCUGAAGCUCAGCCACAAGCGCGCAAGGAAGUAGUGGGGACGGACCACGGACCGCCUGGACACUCUGUGCAGAGCUUCUGCUGAUGCUUGGCCCAUUCGCGGAGGCCUUGUCCUGGGUUUCCUCUUUGUGAUGCACCUGAAGCAGCCAGAACGGCAGAACUCUUGGCCGACCCCCAGCAAGGCUCCCUUCCCAUGUGGACCCUGGGGAAAGUGGGGAAUUGGGAGUGCUGAGUGAGGCUCUGGUGCUGCAGCAUCUCAGCUUCUUCACGUCUGGGAGAGACUGCAAGGGCUCCUGUUACUUGCUGCCUUUCCAGGGAGGAGGCCGGGGGAAUCUUGCAGGUGGGCGGAAGGAUGGAAAGAAGGGGAAGCAUGCAGUGCUGCUUGCCUGGACUGGUGCAACAAACGACUGCCCUCUUACAACCCCCUCCCCCCAACUAAAGGGGUGGCCAGUGCUCUGCUGCAGUCUUUCUCUUUGGGGAGAGAGGGAGGGUGUGGAAACAAUAGGCUCAUAUGGUUAAAGAGAUGGAACGUAUUACCCAGGGACAUUCACUCCAACCCCAUCCCCAGUGUGACACCUCAGGGCAGCGUGAGCACUGGGAAUCAGACACGAAGGCCAAUAAACAAUCUAAUAUCUUUAUUAAGGAAAUAAAGGAGACAACUAAAAAUAAGUAGAGUAUAUAGUCCAGCAAUAGACCUUUCAGGAAAGGUCAAAUAUAGUCCAGUAAUGUGAAAGUAGAUGUCCAGUAUUAGAGUUCAAAGUUUUAAAUCCAAUAACCGAAACACACUCAAACCUUUAGGCUGUUUGCGUGGGGAUUAAAGCAAGAUCUGUCAAAGAGUUCCAGGGCUCAAAUCCGAGGCUAGGAUGCAAGGCAAGGCAAAGUUAGUCGUGUAAAGCUGAAACGCUGUCCAGGCUUGACAGGGAGACGAGAUGCAACGCCGGUCUACUUGAGAGUAGCGCGCUGCAGAACUAGAGUCGAUGUGAAUUCCUCAACUGACACGUUGAACACCGCAAAGGACAGUCGGCGCCCAGAACUUUUAUGGAACUUCGCUCUCCUCUCCAGCCAGGUGUCUGAACACUCUUUCCCAAGGGAAAACAACAACUUGCCAGAUGCAAACCUCCCGGGAAACUCUCAAGGGAACCGGCUUAAUUAACGCUUGCUCGCUCCGCUAAUCUAGCGCUUCCCCUCAAAUUCUGCUUCUCCGCGCGAGAUGUUUCCCAAAACAAUUUGCGGUCAAACAUAGCAUUCUCUGGAGAACCGGGCUGUGAGUCAAGGCCCUUUUUAAUUAACUGUGGGCUAAAACUGUCAACAGGGGACAUCUGGAAGGGAACAGAAUCGUGCGGAAAUGGCAGAAACCCCCAUCUAUUCUUCGGUCUGAUCCAUAAUGGCGACGGGGUCAUGACUCGGGGGUCUCUGAGACACUAUACCCAGAUGCAUUUAUUUCUUUGUUUAUUUACAGUCUCUAUACCCCAUCCUUCUCACCCCGCUAGGUUUCCCAACAAACACCAUGCCACCUGAGUCCUUGAGCCUUGCAGAUGUUCCUUUCCCUGACCACGGGAGGGGUCUUGCUGCUGUGGGAGCCCCCCUUCCAAUACUCUGUGGGCCUGACUGGUUACGCGCUGGACCCGCAGCAAUACCAGGGAGGCCGGGAGGUGCUGGAGGGAGCCAUCCCUAUCUCCGAGUCACCGUUCCUGGUUGUAAAGAUGUUUAUAACGACUGCCACCAAUUUGUAACAAAUUUAUAACGACUGCCACCAAUUGUAAAGGACUAAGAACGACCAAGGUUCUUUCAGGCAGGGGGAAUCUUUUGAUCCACCCGCUGCCACCAAUUUGUAAGAUGCAACCACAAAAGACUCAGAGAGGAGACCUUUUAAUUUUUUCCCCUUUCUUCUUAUUCACUUUAAAUGGUAACGCAACUUGAUUUAUAAUAUACUUGCUGUGGCGAAGUCUGGUGGUAUGGGAAAUAAAGUAUUGAGGAACUGGUGGUAGUUAA